Molecule: messenger RNA, 1653 nt
Organism: Notodromas monacha
Lineage: Eukaryota; Metazoa; Arthropoda; Ostracoda; Podocopida; Cyprididae
Source: the annotation of a GenBank genome assembly
AUGGAUUCCUACGCGAUAAACGUAAACCAGCCGGUUGUUAUUGACAAUGGCUCUGGAAUGAUCAAAGCUGGGUUUGCCGGUGCCACGGAGCCUAGGGUCUACUUCCCAAAUUACAUCGGGCGACCGAAGCACUUCCGUGUGAUGGCCGGCGCGCUUGAAGGGGAAACCUUCAUCGGACCGAAAGCUGAAGAACAUCGUGGAAUGCUGCACAUUCGAUAUCCCAUGGAACAUGGCAUUGUCACAGAUUGGAACGAUAUGGAGAAAAUAUGGCAAUUCGUCUAUUCCAAGGAGAUGCUCAACAUUUUCCCUGAAGAGCAUCCGGUGCUUCUGACCGAAGCCCCCCUGAACCCGACGAGAAACAGGGAAAAGGCUGCGGAAAUAUUUUUCGAAGGCUUUAACGCUCCGGCGUUAUUCGUAUCUCUGCAAGCCAUACUCAGUUUAUACGCGACUGGGAGGACGACAGGAGUUGUACUCGAUUGCGGUGACGGUGUGACGCACGCUGUCCCUAUUUAUGAAGGCUUUGCUGUUCCACAUUCCAUAAUGAGGGUCGAUGUUGCUGGACGAGAUGUUACUAGAUAUUUACGGUUGUUGCUGAGACGUGAAGGAACGUGUUUCAAGACUACUGCGGAAUUUGAAAUCGUGCGUAGCUUGAAAGAAGCUGGGUGUUAUUUGGCCGCUAAUCCGCAGCGAGAAGAGAGCACGGUGGAGACCGAAAAAGCUACUUUUCCGCUUCCGGACGGUUCAACGAUUGACAUCGGACCCGCUCGUUUCCGGGCACCGGAAGUGUUGUUCCGACCCGACCUGAUUGGCGAAGAGUGCGAAGGAGUUCAUGAAGUGCUAGCGUAUUCAAUUCAAAAGUCGGACAUGGACUUGAGGAAAACCUUGUAUCAAAAUAUAGUUCUUAGUGGAGGUACAACUUUGCUGAAGGGCUUCGGAGACAGGCUCGUGUCUGAAGUGAAGAAACUCUCACCAAAGGAUGUGAAAGUGAAGAUUUCAGCACCACAGGAGAGGCUUUAUUCGACUUGGAUCGGUGGAUCCAUUGUGGCAGCGUUGGAAUCCUUCCGGAGAAUGUGGGUGACGAAGAAGGAGUGGGAAUCAGACGGUGCCCAUUUCAGCACCACAGGAGAGGCUUUAUUCGACUUGGAUCGGUGGAUCCAUUGUGGCAGCGUUGGAAUCCUUCCGGAGAAUGUGGGUGACGAAGAAGGAGUGGGAAUCAGACGGUGCCCGUAUUCUGCAUCGGAAGACAUUUUGAGCAAAUUGCGUGUCCCGUUCUGUGGGAAAGUGAUACAUGAGUAACUUUCAUGAUUUUUAUCCAUUUUGCCCGUGUUUUUUGUUAGGAUCCCAUAUUAAAAAUAACUCGGCUUCAUCCCUUUUCGUGUAUUUAAAAGUUUUUUUUUCUUCUCAACAGGGAAAAAGUUUGUCCAUCUGAUUGACUUGAACUGUUGUUGAUUUCUGGGCCCGCAUAAAAUAUGACUUUGAUCCGUUUCUCAUUGAAAUCAUCUGUCUCUCAUGUCCUAGCUUUGUAAAUUGACCCUUGCUAUCUGUUAACUAUUGUAUCAUUUAACGAUUGGUGGAAAUCUGAGUUGAAUUUUUAUCAGUGAUGGAUUUGAAGAGAAGCAUAAUUUGUUGAAAUGAACGUCAUGCAUUUUCAGA